Messenger RNA from Linum trigynum, 2076 nucleotides. The record is from the annotation of a GenBank genome assembly. Lineage: Eukaryota; Viridiplantae; Streptophyta; Magnoliopsida; Malpighiales; Linaceae.
CAGCAUUGGCCAAGCCCCGACUCUCGCUCUUUCGCCCUCGACCUCGCCUCUUCAGUCUUCUCCUCCACCGCUCGCCACCACUCUCCGUCGCCUGAAAUCGCGGUGUAUUCAAGGUAAAUGGAUUCUGGAUUCCCCAAUUUCCCGUUGAUGCGGGUUGAUUUUUGGCUUUCCUUGCAUUGGUUCUUUAGUCGGCGAGCGUUCAUAUGCCGUGUUGCUUUCUCUACCGACAUUGUGAAUUGGUGAAAUGGUGAUGCUAUGGUGAUUAGUAUGGUCAUUUCGUCUCUAGUUCCUUGGUUCUGCUGCUCUUAUAUGGUAAAGUUCACUGUGUAGUGGGUAGGUUUGCGGGAGAAAUUUGUUAUCUGAUUUGAAGCUCUCAAGGAAGUUUGAGACCUAUUCCAGCUGUUGCAAUGAUAAAAGAUUCUCCUUUUUAGAUUAGUUGAGAUUCAUUUCUGGGUUUUAAUAAAACGUUUUAUGCGUUUUGUUAGGAGUUAUAGCUACUAGUGAUUGAAUGUCGAUUGUUUUUAUAUGAGAACUGAUUCUUUCUAGCAUACCAAGAUUAGGUAUUGUUGGUUGCCCUAGUUCUGAGUCAGUUGGAUUCUGCUUUGGUUACUUGUUCACUCAUGAGUUCUUUGCUUUUGGCUGGAUCUUCAGCUUUUCUUUUUGUGUUCCCCUGAGGCCUGAACUCCCAGCAUCCUGCAGUUUCUGUUUGUUACUUUUUUAUACAUUAGCUCUCACAUGGUGUCAUGAACCGAUUGAAGUCUGUCUGGAACUUAAGAAAGCUUGGAAAUCGAGCAUUGUGGACUAUAAUUGUUUUUUUUGGGUCAAAUUGGCUUAGAUUUUUGUUAGGAUGUUAUGGAUUGAAUCGUAUUUGAUAGAAUGAUCUGCAUGCUUGUCAUAUCCAGGGUUCUGACGUGACAGAGGAAGUUUGUCUGUGUUUUUUUUUUUUUUUUUUUUGUCAUAUCUGUAUCUGCAUAUGCUCCUUUAUAAUGAUCCUGCUGUUUUCUGUAUUUUUCAGUGCUAGGAAUCUUCGAAGUCGUUGGUUGGUGAAGUAGCAAAGAUGAGGAAGUUGAAAUUUCAUGAGAAAAAGCUUCUGAAGAAAGUAAACUUCUUAGAAUGGAAGAGGGAAGGGAACCACAGGGAAGCCCAGGUGAUGCAACGUUACCAUGUUGUCGAGCGUGAUGAUUACAAGAAGUAUUCUGGUUUGUGCCGAAUGGUGCAGAAAUUGGUGAAUAUCCUGAAACAGAUGCAUCCCAAAGAUCCCUAUCGCAUUGAAAUGACUGAUAUGCUUCUGGAGAAGCUGUAUAACAUGGGAGUUAUACCAAGCAGGAAAAGCUUAGCCCUUUGUGACCGCUUGUCCGUCUCUUCCUUCUGCAGACGAAGGCUUGCAACUGUAUUGGUGCGUGCAAAGUUUGCUGAACAUUUGAAAGAAGCCGUGACAUACAUCGAACAAGGCCACGUUCGAGUAGGUCCGGAGACUGUGACCGACCCGGCAUUCCUGGUUACGAGGAACAUGGAGGACUUCAUUACCUGGGUGGACACAUCCAAGAUAAGGAGGAAAGUGCUUCAGUACAACGAUAAAUUGGAUGACUAUGAAGCCAUGAAUUGAUCUCUUACAAUGACAAUAUGAAUAUGAAUGUAGGAAGUGAUCACUGUGUCCCCCGUGCCAAGUCUUGUAACGACCUUGUAAUGGCCAUCAGAGAAGGGAUUGACAUUAUUGUCGCUAUUUCCAAACAGGUUGUUUGGCAGAGAGUUAUGCGAAUUUCAGUGGUUCACCAUCUGGUUCCAUUCUCAACGGUUAAUCUAUGGAUUAGGCCAAAUUACUUUACAAGGAUUAUAGUUUGGAUCAGAAUGGAUAUUUUAUAAAUCUCGGAGCAAAGUAGUUUAUUAGUAUGAACUUGGGUUUUUUUCCAUAAUUGUGAUUUAAAAAAAAAUUACCUGAAAUACAGUGGUUGUAAAAAUAAUUUCCAAUCUAUUGUCAUUAAAACAGAAUUGGGGCGCGCACGCCCCAAUUGGCCUUUAUAGUACACGGAAAACCAAAUUAGGGUGCGCGCGCCUGAAUAAGGUACAAAAAGCUAA